Plasmodium yoelii is the source of this 894-nucleotide messenger RNA. Its product is annotated as PIR protein. The coding region runs from base 1 to 894 and encodes 297 amino acids. The transcript has 3 exons. Lineage: Eukaryota; Apicomplexa; Aconoidasida; Haemosporida; Plasmodiidae. The record is from RefSeq and is a predicted model, not a curated record.
AUGGAUAAAAAUCUGUGUAGUAAUUUCCUUUUAGUAAGGAACUGGUUUCCCGAUAAAUUGGGAAGUAAUGGUGACUAUCAAUUUAAAGAUGCUGAACAUUUACAAAAGUAUUGUGAUGAUGGAAAAUGUAAUGGUCCUCUCGAUAAAAUUAGUGCUGGAUGUUUAUAUUUUUUUAAUGAAUUUUUUAAGGAUGCUUCUGUGUUUAGGUCUGUUGCCAAAAGCAACAUCGACAUUGUUGAUUACAUUAUUAUAUGGUUAAGUUAUAUGUUAAACCUAAAAGAAAAUACUGGUAGCACCAUUAGCCAUAUAAAACAUUUUUAUGAUACAACUAUAGAUAAUGAUAAGUACAAAAAACCUAUAGAUAAUAUUUCGGAGUAUAAAAGUUAUAAGGAUCUUAUAGAUAAAAAACACGAUUUGAAGAAUAAGGAUAUGAAUAAAAAUAUUAUAUCUAAAUUAUAUGAUGCAUUUAAUAUAUUAUGUAAUAUGUAUACUGGAUUUGAUGAAAGCAAGGCAAAUUGUGAGAACAUUUCGGAAAAAGCUCGUCAAUUUGUUGAAAAAUAUAAAGAACUUAAUGUAAAUUGUGAUAUUACUGGAAACAGUUCAUGUAGUAAAAUAUUGUAUACUUUAUCAAUUGAUUAUAUUAAUUUUAAAAAUAAAUGUAACGAUAUUCCACCUCUUCCAGGGAUAGCAUCAGAAAUUUUUGCACAAAGAUUUGGAUUUACAUCAAGUUCGUCGAUAGCAACAAAAUUAUUUAUAGUUUUAUCGAUAUUUGGUGCAAUAGGAAUUUUUUUGGGAAUUUCGUAUAAGUAUUCAUUAUUUGGAUUUCGGAAACGAUUUCAAAAACAAAAAUUAAGAGAAAAGCUAAAAAAUAUAAAGAAGAGAAUGAAUCAAUAA